UUUAUUCUUAUGUAUUGGCGUUAACAAACUUACUUGCGUAUUCACCAACUAUUCACCAACUAUGGAUGAAUGAAAUCGUGAAAUGAAAUCUAUCUGUCAAAUAAACUUGUCAAAAAAGUAAAUAAAUGGUAAACACAAAAGCACGAGUCGCAAAGUAUUUGAAUUAAAUUUUAAACUUGCAACUUAAUAAUUCGUUUUAAUAAUUGAUUAACUUCUUAAUAUAGUAUCAUGGAAUUAGAAGACGGUUUUGAUGAUUUACUUGCCCAAAUCAGUGAGCCAACAUCUCCAAAGCAAGUAAAACUUGAAUCGGAAACUUUACAGCAAGUUCAACCGGGAACAUCUAAGGAGACUGUUUCUAAGCCGGCCUCUUCUAAGACACACUGUGUGUUAGUAAAUCAGAAACAGAGAGGAAAUCCAGUACUAAAGUUUAUAACAAGUGUUCCUUGGGAGUAUGAUGAUAUAAUUCCCGACUAUGAGGUGGGUAAGACAAUAUGUUUGCUCUUCCUCUCACUGCGGUAUCACAACAUGAAUCCAGAUUAUAUACAUAACCGGAUCAAGGAGCUUGGGAAGAAAUAUGAACUUAGGGUUCUAUUAAUACAGGUUGACCUCAAAGAUCCACAUGUAGUAUUAAAAAAUUUAACAAGAAUAUGCUUGCUGACGGACUUAACUCUAAUGUUGGCAUGGAAUCCAGAGGAAGCAGCCAAGAUUAUAGAAAAUUACAAGAUUUAUGAGAAUAAGCCACCUGACAGGAUCAUGGAGAAGAUCGAAAAUGAUCCUCAUCAAAAGGUAGUAAAUGCCUUAACAACAAUAAAACCAGUGAACAAAACGGAUGCCAUGACUUUAAUAUCAAUAUUUGGAACAUUAGAAAAUAUAAUAAAGGCGUCGGAAACUAGAUUAGCCGAGUGUCCAGGGUUUGGCGCGACGAAAGCUAAAAAGCUCUACAAGGCAUUGCAUGAACCGUUUUUAAAAAGAGGUAACAUUAAUAAGAAUAAAAAUAUCAAUGAUUUCGAGGGAGAUUUAAGUAUAGAAGACAUUGAGAAGCUAGAAAGUGAAGUAGAGAAAGAUAAUGAAGUCAAUCAACAGAACUGUGAAGAGAAUCCUACAGAAAGCUAAUGCAACUUGUAGCUACUAGAUGGCACUAGUUCUAGGUUUCGAAGUAUUGUUUUCUUCAUAAAUUAUUGUGGGUACUUCAAGUGUGUGAAAUUAAACGUAAUGAAUAAAUUAUGUGAAUAAAUUGUAAAUUUAAUAAUGUAUAAAUAAGGCCCAACA
Messenger RNA from Spodoptera litura, 1269 nucleotides. RefSeq names its product DNA excision repair protein Ercc1 (gene Ercc1). Gene Ontology annotation, cellular component: nucleotide-excision repair factor 1 complex; nucleus; ERCC4-ERCC1 complex. Lineage: Eukaryota; Metazoa; Arthropoda; Insecta; Lepidoptera; Noctuidae. Gene Ontology annotation, molecular function: damaged DNA binding; single-stranded DNA binding. The record is from RefSeq and is a predicted model, not a curated record. Gene Ontology annotation, biological process: mitotic recombination; UV-damage excision repair.